Molecule: messenger RNA, 3021 nt
Organism: Pungitius pungitius (ninespine stickleback)
Lineage: Eukaryota; Metazoa; Chordata; Actinopteri; Perciformes; Gasterosteidae
Gene: kcnh6b
Product: potassium voltage-gated channel, subfamily H (eag-related), member 6b
Exons: 12
Coding region: 259-2820 (853 amino acids)
Biological process (GO): regulation of ventricular cardiac muscle cell membrane repolarization; potassium ion transmembrane transport; membrane repolarization during action potential
Cellular component (GO): plasma membrane
Molecular function (GO): inward rectifier potassium channel activity
Source: RefSeq, a predicted model, not a curated record
UCGAUCGGAUUCCUGUGUGGGCAAAUAUUCCGCGACAACAUGCGAGCUGCAGGCCAGUGCUCCGCCCUGUGCCUCAGCGGAGGGUCCAACAUCCACGUCCGGAUGAAGGAGGCACAUUUAUUUUGCUUAAAUCUGAACCAUGAAAGAGAAGAGUCCAAAAACUGUCUUUAAGGAUGGAUUUCUAUGUGUCGUGAUCGUCUCCGUGUCAAAUCAGGAAGGAUCUGAAAUUCUGGUUUCAAAUCGGGCCAGCUGAGCUCCAUGUCCGACUCGGACCUUGUGAAGAGUGGGGGCCUUGAAUCCCACUCCCCUCCGAGCCCCAGGAUGGAGCUGCUCGGCCCCUCCAAGGGGAAGGACCGCUCCCACAGCGUCACAGAGAAGGUCACGCAGGUACUUUCUUUGGAGUCCGAUGUGCUGCCUGAACACAAACUGCAAGUGCCAGAGACAACAUGGUGGAUCUUGCUUCACUACAGCCCCUUCAAGGCAUUCUGGGACUGGAUUAUUCUCCUUCUGGUCCUCUACACGGCUGUUUUCACUCCUUUCUCGGCCACCUUCCUCCUUGACGAACACGGGGAUCUACGUCGACGGGGCUGCGGCUUCACUUGCGACCCUCUGAGCGUGGCGGACCUUUUGGUGGACGUGCUGUUCAUCGUGGACAUAGUCAUCAACCUUCGCACGACGUACGUGGACCGAAACGACGAGGUGAUCACGCAGCCGAGCCGGAUAGCCAAGCACUAUAUCAAAGGCUGGUUCCUGAUUGAUCUGUUUGCGGCGAUCCCUUUCGACCUUCUCAUUUUCAGAUCAGGCUCCGACGAGAUGGCCACCUUAACAAGUCUGCUGAAAACGGCGCGGCUGCUGCGAUUGGUCCGCGUGGCAAGAAAACUAGACCGAUAUUCCGAGUACGGGGCCGCCGUCCUGUUCUUGCUCAUGUGUACCUUCGUGCUCAUCGCCCAUUGGCUCGCCUGCAUUUGGUACGCCAUUGGCUUUGUGGAGAGGCCGUACACGGAGACAGGCUGGCUGGACAACCUGGCCGAACAGCUGGGCAAGUCCUACAACGAUAGUGACUCUGCCUCCGGUCCGUCGGUCAAAGACAAGUACGUGACGGCACUUUACUUCACUUUGAGCAGUCUGACGAGUGUGGGGUUUGGUAACGUGUCUCCAAACACCAACUCGGAGAAGAUCUUCUCCAUCUGCGUCAUGGUCAUCGGCUCUCUCAUGUACGCCAGCAUAUUUGGGAAUGUGUCCGCCAUCAUCCAGCGGCUGUACUCUGGCACAACCCGAUACCACACCCAGAUGCUGCGAGUGAAAGAGUUCCUGCGAUUCCACCAAAUCCCCGGCUGCCUUCGCCAAAGGCUAGAGGAGUACUUCCAGCACGCCUGGUCCUACACAAAUGGCAUCGACAUGAAUGGUGUGUUGAAGGGAUUUCCAGAGUCCUUGCAGGCAGACAUCUGUUUGCACUUGAACAGAUCUCUGCUGCAGAACUGUAAGGCUUUCCAUGGAGGCAGCCAAGCCUGUCUGCGCGCUUUGAGUAUAAGAUUCAAGACGGUCCACGCUCCUCCAGGAGAUACUCUGAUCCACUACGGGGAAAUCCUGGACUCUCUCUUUUUCAUCUCGCGCGGUUCCAUCCAGGUCAUCAGGGAUGAUGUAGUGGUCGCCAUACUAGAAAAGAACGACAUCUUUGGAGAGCCCAUCCACCUGUACGAUGAGCCGGGGAGGUCCAACUCAGAAGUGUACUCCAUCACCUACUGUGACCUGCACCGCGUCCAGAGGGACGACCUGUUGGAGGUCCUUGACAUCUACCCCACUUUUGCAGAAAAAUUCUGGAGGAACCUGGAGAUAACGUUUGACCUCAGAGAUGUUGAUCCGGUACCACCAAUAAUAACAACUGACGACUCUGGUGACGACUUUGGGUAUCGCCACAAGCCGAGACACAAAAUCCACUCCCUGGACUGCCGAAUCCGACCGGAUGGAAGCGAUCACGAGGACUCGUACUCCCUCCGUCACCGUCACUCACCUCCUCAGAGCCACUGGGAUGACCGCUGUAGCUGUGGAUCCCAUUGCUCCCAGUCCAGUGAAGACCUGGCUAAAUCCCCCGACCACGAAGCCAAAGAGGAGCUUUACCCGCCGGAAGAUGCAAGACGAGACUAUUCCACCCCUGUAGUACAGCUGCCCCCCCAGAGUGACACCUCAUUGGGGAGGGAUGCAGCGUUGGACCAAGCUUCUUCUUUGAAUGUGCCGGAGAUGUACGGACACCGUCCAGAGCGUCAGUCACCGCAGUUUCCCACUCGUGCCUGGCGUUCUUCAUCCGUCCGCGACUCAUACCACCCGCCGGCGUUCAUAGAAGAGCGGCCCGGUGAGCUGGAGUCCCGACUUGAGGUUCUACAUUCACAGCUCAACAGACUGGAGACUCGCAUGACAGCAGACAUCAACGUCAUUCUCCAACUUCUUCAGAGGCAGAUCGUACCUCCGGCUUACAGCACCGUGUCGUCUAGUACUGGGACACCAGAGCAGCACGGCGCGUGUCCCAUUUCUGCCAUUCAGAUGGACACUAGGGUACCCGCACAGAAUGAGUCGCAGGAGUCCGUGUCGAGCGGUAUCCAUGUGACCGCAGCGUCGGACGACACCACGUUCACGACCACCACCCCGGAGACCGAGACCCAUGCGGGGUCGAUGCCGCUGCCACCGGGCGGAGCCUUCCUGGCGGGAGGCCCGAGGCUGGGCCGCGGCCUUCGCUACCCGUCACUGCCCGGGAAUCUGGACGUCAAUCCGGGACUCGGCGAGAUCCAGAAACACCUCUCGGAUCCCGUGGUUUCUGUCCUCUGACAACCUGCAGUGAAAGGCGGUUUUUCAGGGUGACCAGCGUGAAGUUGUGACGCACGGCUGCUUGGAAAAAGUCCGGAGGCAGCUGUGGGACCAGUGCAGGAUUCAGGCCACCAUCACAUAUUUGGACAGGAAGUAAAGUGAUUUGAAAUUGGAUCGAGGGUUUCCCUUUUGUAGAGUAUCGACGCUGGAUUACACUCAGUG